Molecule: messenger RNA, 2068 nt
Organism: Sorghum bicolor (sorghum)
Lineage: Eukaryota; Viridiplantae; Streptophyta; Magnoliopsida; Poales; Poaceae
Exons: 11
Coding region: 535-1653 (372 amino acids)
Cellular component (GO): membrane
Molecular function (GO): glycosyltransferase activity
Source: RefSeq, a predicted model, not a curated record
AAAAACCUCAGUGUGCCUGUGCUGUGUGUUCUCCAGCCAACCUUUCCACCUCAGUCUUGCUUGCUCCCAAGAUUCUUCCGUACUUUGCCCCCCUCCUCCACACCGUCUAGAUCUCCCCCAACUCCACCGUAAUCCGGACGAAUCGCGCGCGUGCUCUUGCUUUCCUGUCGUCCUCCGCGGCCGCCGCGAGCUGCCGGUGGUUCGUUCGUCGCCGUCGACCUCGCCUCCCCGCUCCUCUGCACUGCCAGCUGCUGGCUCCCUGGUGCUGGACUGGAUUGGUGCGGCGUGGAGUCGUCAGUGGAGCUCCAUCUAUCCGGACUGACUCGGAUCGACCGCUCCUCUCUCGGGUAAGCGACUCGAGCUUUGCCUUGCCUCUGUUGGAGGUUGGAGCUCGCCUUGUCCUUGGGGACCUUUCUCUCCCGUCUGCGAGCGUUCAGGUUUUGGAGUUUGAUCAGUUCUAUCAGAGGAGUGCUUAUGGAUGAUUGCAUGGCUGUAGCUUGCUAGGCCCUGCUUUCCUGUUUGUAGAGAUACAUCAUGGCACCACGCAGUAGGGCUUCAUCUAGAAGGCCUCUCUGGAUCAUUGUCUUGGUCGCUUUUGUUUGUGCAGUAGCCCUUGGAGCCUAUCUUUAUACUCCACGGCAUUACACAGCCUGUUAUCUGGUACCAUCAGAAGCCUGCAAUUCUCGGCCGCCUCCAGAACCUGCUAGGGUAUACACUGAUGAUGAGAUUGCUGCUCGUGCUAUCAUGAGAGACAUCAUUCGGGCACGGCCAGUGCAGUCAAAGAAUCCAAAAAUUGCUUUCAUGUUCUUGACACCCAGUUCGUUGCCAUUUGAGAAGCUAUGGGAAAAAUUCUUCAUGGGUCAUGAAGACAGAUACACCAUAUACGUGCAUGCAUCAAGAGAUAGACCAAUUCAUUCAAGUCCAAUAUUCGCUGGCAGGGAUAUUCGAAGUGAAAAGGUGAUCUGGGGCACGAUUUCUAUGGUUGAUGCUGAAAAGAGGCUCUUGGCUCAUGCUCUACAAGAUCCUGAAAACCAGCAUUUUGUCUUGCUUUCUGAGAGCUGUGUGCCACUUCAUAACUUUGAUUAUAUAUACAGUUAUCUCAUGGAGACAAACGUCAGUUUUGUUGACUGUUUUGAUGAUCCUGGUCCACAUGGAGCAGGUAGAUAUUCUGACCAUAUGCUACCUGAAUUUGUGAAGAAAGAUUGGAGAAAGGGUGCACAGUGGUUUACAGUAAAACGGCAGCACGCAAUUCUUAUUCUCGCUGACACCCUUUACUAUGGGAAGUUCAAGCGUUACUGUAAGCCAGGAAAUGAAUGGCAUAACUGCUAUUCAGACGAGCACUACUUGCCAACUCUCUUUAAUAUGGUUGAUCCAACGGGAAUUGCAAAUUGGUCAGUGACGCAUGUAGAUUGGUCUGAAGGGAAAUGGCAUCCUAAAGUCUAUAGGGCUGUGGAUACAAGCUUCGAGUUGCUCAAGAACAUCUCGUCCAUUGACGAGAGCGUCCACGUAAGCAGCAAUGCAAAGCAUGUAGCACAGAGGAGGCCGUGCAUGUGGAAUGGCAUGAAGCGGCCCUGCUACCUGUUCGCGCGCAAGUUCUACCCUGAGGCACUUGACAACCUGAUGAACAUAUUCUCGAACUUCACCAUCAUCUGAGCAGUGGAUCAGAGGCGCCAGCUCUCAUUUUCUUUCCCCCUCUUGAGCGCUGUUGCAUCAGCAACAGCGCCACCAUUGUAACAGGUGAGUAGUGUAGGGCCGUCUACUUGCUGAUGGAAUCCAGUAGCUGAAGCUGAAGGAGGCAGGAACACAGUUACGCAGAGCACUCAAUUCUCUCAGACCAGAAUUCAGAUCACGCCACCUGCUGCCGCACUCGUGUCACGCUCUAGUAGAUUGCUGAUGAUGGCUGAGUUAGGUUAUUUGCCAGCAACGGCAAGUUUUUGCUGGUGUAAACAUUGGCUAGGUUGGUGUGAAUGAAAUGUAUGAACUUCUGUUGUUGUUGAUGCUGCUGCUGAAUUGUGAUUAAUUUAAAAGUAUGUAGUAAUAAUUAAUAAUAGCUUCAGCUGUUUUUUUA